AGCCCACGUUAAUUGGCCUCUGACUUCCCUACGUUCUCCUCUCUCUCUCGGCUUCCACUCCCGUCUCCUCGUCUCCUCGCGUGUUCGCCCGCCGCCCUGCGCCGACCAGCGCAGCCGCAGCGGCGCCGGCGUCCUGCUGCUUCCGCCCGCAUCCUCGCCGGUAAGAGGCAGAAUCACUUCGUUAGGCAAGGAUGAGCAAAGGCCCAGCUCCGUUCCUCAACAUUGGGAAGAGAGCAAAAGAUCUUUUGUACAAGGACUACAAUUUUGACCAAAAGUUUUCUUUAACGACAACUAGCAAUUCUGGUUUGGGUCUAACAGCCACCGGUGUGAAGAUAGACGAACUCUUCAUCGGUGACAUACAGACACAACAUAAAAGUGGCAAAACCACUGUUGAUGUCAAGAUUGAUAGUGAAUCUAGAGUGUCAACCACAGUCACUGUUGAUGAAGCCCUUACUGGUCUGAAGACUUCUUUUAGCUUCAGGGUUCCUGAUCAAAAGUCCGGGAAGCUUGAUUUGCAAUACCUUCAUGACCAUUUUGCACUGAAUUCUACCAUUGGUUUGACAUCAACGCCUUUAAUUGAGCUGGCAGCAACUAUCGGCACGAAUGAACUUAGUGCUGGUGCUGAGGUUGGAUUCGACAGCACUUCAGCUUCUGUUACUAAGUACAACUCAGGGAUCUGCUAUAACAAACAUGAUUUUUCUGCUGCCGUACUAUUGGCUGAUAAAGGGGAGACUUUAAAAGCUUCUUAUAUCCACACGUUCAAUGAAACCAAUGGAGCUACAGUGGCGGCUGAAGUAACGCACAAGUUAAAAACAAAAGAGAACUAUUUCACCAUCGGGAGCUCUCAUGCUAUUGAUUCUUCGACGUUGCUGAAGACAAGAUUUAGCAAUGGUGGCAAAGUUGGAGUUCUCUGUCAGCAUGAGUGGAGGCCCAAGUCUACUGUAAGUAUUUCUGCCGAGUAUGAUCCCAAAGUGGUGAGUUCGCCUUCAAGAUUCGGCGUGGCCAUAGCCUUGAAGCCUUGAUUAUCACCUCCUGUACAAGUGUUAGAUACUUCUUGCCCGUGUGCAUCCUAGCCAUACUUACGAAAGCUCCACCAUUUUAUGCCCGUUUUGUAAGUGUCUUGGCCGAAGAAACGUUGUUGUCUUGGAGUUGGUCUUAGUUUUGUGGAACCCUACCACCAGCCGACUUCAUCCCGAGAAUUGAAAAUACAGAGAGUUUUGUACUGGAAACAAUAGAUUUACUGUUUUGCUGCUUCAGAAACUAUUCGGUGUCGAUUGUACACCUUGAAGAGCCCCCCUUGAAGAAGAAUAUCAGGGUAAGUGACUAAGUGCCACGUUGGUUUGUUGCUGAGCCAAAUGGGAGUUGGAAAUGAUUCGAUAUCUGCAUUAUUCUGUGAUGCAGUUUUGGUUGGCUUGUUGCUGAGCCAAAUGGGAGUUAGAAAUGAUUUGAUAUCUGUUUUUUUAUGCAGUUUUGGCAUGCUGAUGUGCCCUUUUUUUUCAAUUGUUUGCAGUGUACCAUAUGGUCAUUUCAAUUGUUUCAAGAGAGUACACUAUUUAGACAUUGUACUAACAAUGUUUUGUUCUGAUGCUCAUCACCGCUAAAUAUAGUUAAUCUCUCCAAAAA
Oryza sativa Japonica Group (Japanese rice) is the source of this 1623-nucleotide messenger RNA. NCBI's taxonomy places the organism in Eukaryota, Viridiplantae, Streptophyta, Magnoliopsida, Poales, Poaceae. The record is from RefSeq and is a predicted model, not a curated record.